CGCGAUCUCCCAGCUCCGAAUGUUGUGAAUAAAAUGCGCCGUUUGUUACACCCCGGCGGCGCGGGCGGUUCUUAAAGGGCCAGAGACGUGGGGGCUCGGGCACACCUUUUGCCUUGCCCGGCUCUGCUGGGAACGUGGGAAUGGUCGCAGCGCCCUGGGAGCGUAGAGGAAAACAAAGAAGCCACCGGAAACAGCCAGGACAACUGUGGGGGGCGCGGGCACAGGGCCCAGAGCGGGCGCCCACGAGCAGCAACAAAAGGGGAUUAUUUAGGCUGCAGUUGCGUCCAGAGAAACGGAGAGAUCCCCAAGACCUGGCGUGCAGUUGUGUUUUGAGCCUGAGAUCCAGCCUCACCUUUUGCCUUGCCGACAUCCCCAAUGCGACCAUGGGAACUGGCAGUGAAUAGGUGGCCUCCUUCUGACCCCUUUGACCAGCGACGAUUCCCAGGGGGAAGCUGUGGCAGUCCAGCACACCUCAGGAGAAGCCCUCCUUCCCGGCACCACUGGGGCCGACGCGAGCGACCUCUGCAAACUCUCCUAGCCCAGGAUGAGAACUACUUGCACCCGGCUUUUUUCCAGCAGCAGCAGCCACAGCCACAAGUCCCCGUAGAUGAGCACCCGGCGUACGUUCUGGCCACCACGCCACCACGAAUGCUUCACCCGGCUGCACACCCACCCCACCAGCAUCCAUUCAUGGUGGAUCUCCAUGAGCAGGUGCAUCAGGGAGCUGUCCCUCUCUCCUACACGGUGACCACGGUAACAACGCAAGGCUUCCCCAUUCACACUGGCCAGCACAUUCCUGGUUGCAGCGCGCAGCAGCUCCCAGCAUGCUCAGUGAUGUUCAGUGGACAGCACUACCCACUCUGCUGCCUCCCACCCCCCGUGAGUCCAUUGGCAUGGGGAGAGCAGCACAGGCUGAUCCAGGCCUGUGCCAUGCAGCAGCUCCCUGUCUCCUACCAAACAUUCCCACCACUCAUUUCCAGCGAUCAUUACAUCCUGCACCCUCCACCGCCUGUGCCACCACACCAGCCUCCGCAUAUGGCUCCCCUCAGCCAGUUUGUCCCACUCCAGCCCCAGCAUCCUCGCAUGCCACUGCAAAGGAUAGAAAAUGAGGUGGAGCUUCGGGGUGAGCAACACUCCAUUGGAGGCUUCUCCUAUUCUCCUUCCCACCACACUCCUGCACUGUCUCCCUCUGUGCCAUUGCAUUAUCUUCCACAAACCCACGACCCACUGCACCAGGAACUGCCCUUUGGCGUGCCAUAUCCACACAUGAUGCCCCGGCGACUGAAUACCCAGCGAUACAGAUUGCAGCAGCCACUGCCACCCCCUCCCCCACCACCCCCACCGUACUACCCGAGCUUCCUACCAUACUUCCUUUCAAUGCUUCCUGUGUCACCAACAGCAGUGGGACCCACAAUAAGUUUGGACUUGGAUGUGGAUGAUGUAGAGAUGGAAAACUAUGAGGCAUUACUGAAUCUGGCUGAGAGGCUAGGAGAGGCCAAGCCACGGGGACUCACCAAAGCAGACAUUGAGCACCUUCCAUCCUACCGCUUCAACCCAGAGAGCCAUCAGUCAGAGCAAACCUUGUGUGUUGUGUGCUUCAGUGACUUUGAAGUAAGGCAGCUGCUGCGAGUUCUGCCCUGCAACCACGAGUUCCAUGCUAAGUGCAUUGACAAAUGGUUAAAGGCAAACCGCACGUGCCCCAUCUGCCGAGCAGAUGCCUCAGAAGUGCACCGGGAGGCCGAGUGAGGCGCGUCAACACACUGCUGCACAAAUUCACUCCAGGAUACGGACCUUGGACCAGGGGCUUGGGUCAGCCUGUACGCUCAGCCUCUGGGGCCUCUCCUGGGAUGUGGUGAGAAUAUAAGCAAUGUAUGACACCCCCUCCCCCUCACCCCAUGGCAUGGACUGGGCCUGGUGGUAGAGCCAGCUCCGCGGUGUCAUGCUUUGUAGGGGGAGGUGUCCCCAUGUGCUCCGCACUCCAAAGACUCUCCAUCCUUUGCGCCAUUAUUCUCCAGGUGUUUGCAUUCCUUUUUGGUUUUUGGUUUUCCUUUCCUGUUUAGUUUUAGUUCUGUGGAUGUCUGACCCGAUUUUAGUCUGAACGCAUCCUCUUCUGGCAGUGCCAGAUUGGGGCCUUGAAUGCAGAGCAGCUCAAAGGGUGGAGGAAAUGCCUGCUUCAGUCGUCCCGCCAGCCACUUGCCCAGAGCACAGUGUUGUAUGGCAGGCAGUAGCAGCGGGGAGCGGAGGGGGCUGGUUGGUUGCGACACUGAUAUGAGCAGCCUGCGGCUUUGCCAGAAACAGCCGUGGCUGCCCCCACACCGAUCAUGCGCCAGAGCCACCUUCUGGGAUGUCCUAUACACCCACUCACACCGUAGCCCCCCUGGCUUCUCAUGCCCCCACCCCCCGUGCUUGCCUGAGAUGCUGAAUGGAGUUCAGGGCUGUUCUCACAACUGGCUGCGGGAUGGAGGGGAAAACAGGCCUGAACCAGGACCCAGACAUCUCUCACCCCACCCUCCUUCUGGUUGCUGUGAGGCGAUUAUGGGGGAAAGACCCAUUUUUUCCUCAGAAGAGGAGGGGAGAAAUGUGUAAGCCAGAAUCCCUGUGACAGGCACCUAAUCCGAUGGAGCCUGUGUCUUGGGACUGAGAAUCAUGUUACAGAGGACGCCUCUUCGUCUUCCCUUCCCUUUGCACACCCCCACCCAAGUCACUUUUUUUGCUAAUACAUUUGGGUUGCCUACCCAUUGCCAUGAACCCUCCUCCCCUGGAAAAAAAAUAAAAUCAAGUUUGAACCACUGGCUUUAUUCCCAGGAGGAGGGUGCCUGGGUUUUGGUUUUUGUUUCCUUUCUCGCUCCCUGUUUUCCUCCUGCACAGGAGGGGGAGAUGCUCAACAGACUGAAGCAGAAGCCUUCAACCCUCCCGUUACAAUUCCCACCCACUCCUCUGUACCAAGCCCAGGCUAAGCCCCUGAAAGCUGUUGGCCAGCUGUGGGGCUCUGCACUGCAGCAUCCCGGGCAGAGAGCAGAUGGGGAAUUAUUUAUUAAUCUUGUUGCCUACCCUUGCACUAGCUAUCAUGGAGAAAGCCCAUCUGGUGAUCCCUCCUCCCUCCAAGAUGCUGUAUGCAACAAUGCAUCGGCUUUCUUUCCUUUUGGAUAAGACCAGGCAGGCAUUUUCGCCCCCUUCUUGCCUGCCUGCCGUUCUUAUUCUGCCCCUCCCUGCUCUCCCCCCCCCCCAAUCAAGUUUGGCCCUACUACUGCUACUGCCAUCCCAGUGGGGUUUUCUGCAUGGCCUGAUGCUUGUGCUCUGGGUCAGGUACCUUGGGUGUGUUUUGCCAUGACAAGCAUACACUUAAGUUGUGUGCCUUCCUGUGUCUGCACACAUACACUAUCCUACCUAAAACACCUGCUGGUUUGAAGCAAGAAAGCAACCAACCUGCCACCCUGUUACAGAAACCUGUUAUCGUUAAAAUAAAAGUUGUUUUGCAUGAUUAUGCCGUGGAGCAAGAGAGAAGCCCUCGCCGUGUAGUUGGUUUGUGUUCUGAAGCCUGGCGGAAGACUCGGAGAGGACGACAAAACCUAAUGUAAAUGUUCACAAAUUAUGCAUGCCUGUUAUGACCAGCUUGGAACUUGGUAUUGGCUAACUCUCUAGCCAGCUGUGGGGUGAUGGGGUGGGUGGGGAAGAGGGAGUUCUUUGUGCUCAGCUGAUUACUGCCAUGCACUGUACUGCACAUGUCCGCAACGCCUCACAAGGACCGUUAACGCUUUUCGGGGCAUUUCUCUUUCCCCUCCCUCCCCUCCAAAUUAGAAAUUGAUUUGAAACCUGGUUGGGCCUGGAGGAGGAGGCCGUGUGGUCUUUUGCUGGACGUAGCCUGAGGUCAGCUCACAAGGUUCCAGAUCGGUCAGGGCUCCUGCGCGGUUCAUGGCUGUUGUGGAAGGAGGAGUUGGGCAGGUGCAGCUUCUCCGCCACGGUGCUGCAGAGGUGGGAGAAGCUACCCCUGCCGACCGACUCCUUUCCCCCACACCCCUCUCUGCAGCUGCUACCACCAUGGGAGAGUCGUCUGGCAUUGACCAGUGACCCCUAGGCAGCAAGUCUGGCCGCGUCACGCUCGGUCAGAAUUUCAUCUCCAGCAUCCACCCGGUGGAGCUGUGUUUGCCUUCUGCGUCUUCUGCUGCCCACCUCAGAGGCACUUUUCGUUCCAUUGGUAUUCUCAGUCUGGCUUUUGAAGUGGGUAGCGGCAGAUGAGAGAGAGCCCAAGACAGGGCCGGGAUUUCCCUGCUUAUUCAGCAGCAGCAGCAGCAAGAGCCAUUCUCAGGCCUGUCUAGAUCAGUGGGGCACCUUCCUCUUGCUCCUUCACUUAACUGCUCUAGAAUAAGUAGGUCAAAUUCAUUUGUGACUUGCUGGCUCCCAAGCAGCUGUGUCUGACUGUUCUGGGACAAAGGACCACAUGACUACAAAAAGGCACUAAGGAAUGGAGCGGGUGUGUGUGUGUGCCCCAUUCAUCUGAUUGGGCUGGAGCAGCCCAGAAGUGGGACUUGCAAGGGAAACUUGCCUUCCAACUCAGCUCUUUUCUGGGGGUGGGGGGUGUUCUGAGCUGGGAUGGUGGCUGGGGGGGAGAAAGAGCAGAGCCUCUUGUAAAUCCGUGGGCAGGCGCAGGGUAGUUGGUGGUUUUCGGAGCACACCGGCUCUCAGCAAUACUUACCUCUAAAGCAGGGGGAAGUCUCAAGCAUGGCUGGGGUUGCCAGGCCUUUUGCCACCAGUGCUCCCAGCCAUAUGCGGCAGAGACGAGAAGCUAUUUUCACCCGCCGGUUGCUGUGAUUCUUGACCCAUUUGGGGAUUUGGAAGUCCUCCGCACGCUAGGAUGGGUGGGUCUGGGAACAGUCUUUGGCCUCUUCAGUCAUAGUCCAGGAUAAAAUUGGACUUCAGACCCUCAGCGUAUGCAGUUGGAUUAGUCAGGGACACAAUUGGCCAGGUAGGUAGGGACUCUCAAGGUUGGUUGCACUAGAACUGACUAGCAGUCUCUGUUUGACAGAAGCAGCUGGCCUGCUGCAUGAUCAGGAAAUUAGAAACCAACCUCUUGAACUCUGGGCAGGCCCCAGCAUUUUUCCUUUAAGAAAAAAAAAAUCAAUGACAUGAAUUUAUGUUAAGUUAGUGUUUUUAAGGGUUUUCUCCCUCUCCCCUUUGUGUAUUGGCUGAUGCAGAUUAUGGUGCAGUCAAUCAAUAUGGUGGACAAGGUCAAAUAAUUAGCCUCUUCCUUCCCACCCCAUUUCUCAGAGGGUUAGGAUAGCUGCAGUUCGACACCUAAGCCAGGUCCUGGCCCAUGCGCUUAUGCGCCCGCGCGCACGCACACACACAGGAAUGGGCCGCUUGCCAUAGUAAAACUGCACAGAUACCAGCAUCUCCUUCUUUCCAGUCCUUCUGUGACCAGUUGAUUCUCCUCUCCCUCUCACAUGUCAAGCCAGUGCCUUGUGUCAGACCCACCUCCUCCCUUGGCCUUUCCCCUUGUUUCACAGCUUUUCAAGAAGAAAAAAAAACACCCAACCCAACACAAAAGCAAAACCUUAUUCCACAAAUGACACAAAUAACCAAAGGUCUUUACUGUAUAUAUAUAUUAAAAAAAUAUAUAAACCACCGGAGGUGUUUCUAUAUUUAUAGCCAAUCAGAAUCGUGCCGGCGCCCAUCCGUUUCCAGUGCUCUCUUCUCCUUCCCCCGCCAUCUUUUCAGAAAAGGUCAUUUGCGGGUGGGGAGGGUAGAAAAGCCUUACGGUUCUUCUGAUGGUGACUCGAAAGCUCACAGCUCGUGUGCUGCAGAAUUUAUUCCAAUGAGCAGCUAAAAUUAUUAUCAUUAAAACAAAACUUUAAAAAAAAAACACAAAAAAAAUUACUAAAACAUUUAUUUAGGAUGUUUGUGAUUGCUGAUUGCGCUGUAGAUGCCACUGUUUACCAAUGAUUUCCUGUGGUGGGAUAGUGGACUGUUUACUGUUCUUUUAUACCAGUCCCGUGCCCUCCAGAGGGAUAGCUCAGCUUCACCCUACAAGGAGAGGAGCCUCCCUGUAGGGCACCAGGGCAUUUGUUCUGUGUUAGAAAGUUUAUAUAUAUAUAUUAUAUAUAUAUUAUAAAUAUAUAUAUAUAAUUUUUUUUUGCUCUGUUACUUGCACAUUUACAGUUACCUCAUUUUUCCCAUGUAUGUAUUUGAAAAAAGGCUAAUAUAUAGAGAAGAAAAAAAAGGUUCUUAAAUCUCUAAAAAAAGUGUUUGUUUUUCCAUUCCAUUGGAAUCAUAUUGGUUUGUAGCAUUUAACAUAACUAGUAUGUUGUAUUAUAUAUAUGUGUAUUAUACUGAUUGAAAUUUUUAACAGAUUUGUACUUUUUUUAAAAUGAAAGUUGCUAGUUCUGCUUGACCAAGUAGUGCAAUCAUUAUUUUUUUUAAUGUUGUGGCUGAUUUUGAGAGGGAUAUUCACUAAUAAAUGUAUGAUGUAUACCAA
Messenger RNA from Elgaria multicarinata webbii, 6472 nucleotides. RefSeq names its product ring finger protein 44 (gene RNF44). The coding region runs from base 376 to 1746 and encodes 456 amino acids. The transcript is spliced from 11 exons. The record is from RefSeq and is a predicted model, not a curated record. Gene Ontology annotation, molecular function: ubiquitin protein ligase activity. Lineage: Eukaryota; Metazoa; Chordata; Lepidosauria; Squamata; Anguidae. Gene Ontology annotation, biological process: protein ubiquitination.